Messenger RNA from Aureobasidium pullulans EXF-150, 1320 nucleotides. RefSeq lists its product as uncharacterized. Gene Ontology annotation, molecular function: nucleic acid binding. Lineage: Eukaryota; Fungi; Ascomycota; Dothideomycetes; Dothideales; Saccotheciaceae. Gene Ontology annotation, cellular component: UTP-C complex; CURI complex. Bases 42 to 959 code for a protein of 305 amino acids. The transcript is spliced from 2 exons. The record is from RefSeq and is a predicted model, not a curated record. Gene Ontology annotation, biological process: rRNA processing; ribosomal small subunit assembly.
GAAAUAAUUUGUCGCAAACCACAACACAACACACACACACAAUGGCGCCCGCAACAAAAUCAAGCAGCCGCGUACCGGCGAGCGUAAACGAAUACACCAUCGUCCCCCUCUCAAUACCGCCAACCGCCUCUUUCCCUCAAGCCACAAAACACUACCUCUACCUCCGACCCAAUGCGCCCAAGAUACCCACCGACAACACACCUCGCGAAUUGUUCGCCGUCAAUCUCCCCAUCGAUGCCACGGAAGCGCAUCUCCGGGCGCUAUUCGCCACACAUGGAGGAGGCGCGCGCGUGGAAAGAGUAGAAUUCGAAGGCCAGCGCACAGGCAAAAAGGUCACGGCACCGGUGACGAGUAAGAGUCAAAGCAAAAAGAGGAAGAGAGGGGAGGAAAAGGAGAAGUUGGUAGAAUUGCCGGAGGUUUGGGAUAGGAGGGUGGGGGGUAGUGGGUGGACUUGUGUGGUCACAUUUGUGGAUGUUGCUGCUAUGGAGAUGGGAGUUAAAGAGGUGAAGAAGGCUGUAAAAGGUGGUGAGGAGAUUAUUUGGGGUGAGGGAGUAGAAGGCAAAGUUCCUGGAUUGGGUGCUGCUAGAUAUCUAUCCCACCACGCCCUCCGCUUCCCCUCCACCGCCGCCCUCCAAGCUUCAGUCGACGCAUACAUGACUUCCUUCGCCGAGCAAGAAGCCACCCGUGCCCGCGCACUCGCCCGCCAACGCGCCGAACCAGACGAAGAUGGAUUCGUCACAGUCACCCGUGGAGGACGCAUGGGACCCGCACGUCUGGAGGAAGCGCAAGAAAAGGCGGAAAAGCAAAAGGAAAAAGCAAAGGGCAAGGAGGACUUUUACCGAUUCCAGAUGCGCGAGAAGCGCAAGGAGAAGGCUAAUGAGUUGCUCAAGGGCUUUGAGGAGGACAGGAAAAAGGUGGAGGCUAUGAAGAUGAGGAGGAAUAAGUUCAGACCGAAUUAAAGUCUAGGAUUGCCACUUUGCAGGACAAGAUGGCGUUGCUAGGAUGGUUGCUUCGAGAGCGAUGCAGUCACCAUUCAUAUCGACUGUCAGCAUCCGGCAACAUCAUUCUUAAUUGAUCAAAGGCAUGAUUUGAACGCUCUGGAAGUCAGGCAGUUAGCAUGAAUCUGCAUACCUUCUCUUUCAGAACAUUGAACAGUCACGGCUUCUGUGAGACGUUUAAGGUUGUAACUCGCAAGCAAUGCUCUUUCUGUCUUGAUCUUUGUACUUGAGCAUUGGCAGAGACGAGUCCCGGCUCCCGAGGCAUUUCCAACGGCAAACAUCGUGUAGAGUGCUUAGUGCUUGAAUCGUAGAGAAGUAACGC